Owenia fusiformis is the source of this 1099-nucleotide messenger RNA. The record is from the annotation of a GenBank genome assembly. Lineage: Eukaryota; Metazoa; Annelida; Polychaeta; Sabellida; Oweniidae.
AAAUUUUAGUGUGAUACUGUUUCGCUCUGUGUAAACUGAUUUGACUUACAGUGAUAACCAUGGCAGAAAUCAAUGUGAAUGCGAAAGCUUACUGUAAAUUGCUACUUCAUGUGGCAAAAUAUCCACAUACAGCUGUAAAUGGCGUUUUAGUUGCACCUAGACAGAGAGAGGGAGAUCCCAAGACAAUAAAUAUCGUCGAUUGUUUUCCAUUUUUCCAUACACCAUUGAGUUUAGCUCCAAUGUUGGAGGUGGCACUUUCUCAGGUUGAUGCAUAUUGCAAAGAACAAGGAUUGGCAAUGUGUGGAUACUACCAAGCUAAUGAACAUGAGGAUGAUAAUGUACCAAAUGAAGUUGCAAAGAAAAUAGCAGAAAAAAUAGUGGACAGUUAUCCUGGAGGCUGUCUCUUAAUGGUAAAUAACAAGAGGAUAUCUUCAGAGCAAAGAGAUAUUUACACAGUGUAUCAGAAAAAAGAUACAAACUGGAAACAGCAGGAUAUCAACAGGUGCAAUAUAGAUGAAGCUGGCCUUGAAGCUGCUCGAGCGCUGUUGGAACAGAGAAGUUAUAGACAACUUAUGGACUGGGACAAUCACCUGGACGAUAUAAUAAAUGACUGGAAAAAUCCUAUUAUCAAUGAACAGAUCUCAGCUAUGUAAUAAGUGCUGGAUCAUUAAUGGAUACAGUGUUGUCAAUUGUCAAUUGUUCUCUAUUUUUGUCAUCUUAAACUUUCUACUCAUGAUCAUCACAAGUUAUAGCUGGAUAUACCUCAAUAUGAGCCAUUACAAAAUAAAUUGGGUUUUAACCUCAAUUUUUCUAAAUGUGCACAAUUAUUGCAUAUACUCGUACCUUGCUAUAAACUCUCAGUACAAAGAAGAAGCAAAGUUAAUGUAAUACACCAGGUAGUUGUUUCUCUUAUCCAUGUAAAAGUAUGAACAUGUACCUAUGUGUUCAUUUUAAGAUGAAGUGUUUUUUUGGCAGCAAUACCCAUAUUAAGUGAGUGUCAUACAGUCAAAUGUCAUUUUUCAAAAUUCAGGGCAUGCCUAUUAAAUGUUAAUUUGUGUAUAAUUUCUUUUGUAUAAUCAAGAUGUAAAUAAAUGAUCAA